Messenger RNA from Adelges cooleyi (spruce gall adelgid), 1605 nucleotides. RefSeq lists its product as uncharacterized. The coding region runs from base 118 to 1605 and encodes 495 amino acids. NCBI's taxonomy places the organism in Eukaryota, Metazoa, Arthropoda, Insecta, Hemiptera, Adelgidae. The transcript has 2 exons. The record is from RefSeq and is a predicted model, not a curated record.
AACAGUUCAACUGUAGUAGGUAAAUAACUCUUGUAACAUGCACACAUAAAAUUAUAAACAAAAAGUUAUACCUUAAAAUAAUCGUUUAGAUAAUAUCGUAUUUUCGGGAAUUCCGCUAUGGAAUCAAGAAAACAGUUUUUCAUUGUAAUGUUAUUUCUAGUAAUAGCCGUUGAAUCUGCUCCGAAAAAUAAGCCGUUCGUCUUGGACCGUAUAUGGAUGGGGUUUGAGGAAAACAAUAUUAUGCUAUUUAACAAUUAUUUCAAAACGUUCGAAGAAGAUGAAAUUCAAUUUGACUAUGACGAUGUGAAGUCGCUGAAAGAGCCUUUCGAUUUUCACCUAGAUAAAAUGGACGAAAUAAAAACAAAAGCACUCAAAAAAUACGACAACAAAUGUGCAGCACUACAUUGCGUUAACAACUUGAUGCUGUUGCACAUUGUGCACAACAUCAAGAGCUCGAUGCUUAGUGACCGAAUACCGAAAUUAGAAAACAAAAAAGAUUUUGAAACCUAUAAAACCCACGUAGCUCGCAUGCUAUCCGUGCUAUACUAUUUGCGUUUGGAUCCGCCGCAUUGGAACGUGACGGUGUACACUCAACUGAUAGUGGCGAUAAAUCCAGAAACCUAUGAAGAGUAUAUUAAGGAAGACCUAUUCUCCGAUGAAGAUAUUCACGCGUCUUUCAAACGGUGUCUAGAUAUAAAACUAAUUCGCAAACAAGAGCAAGACGUUUCGGUGGAUGACUAUAUCAAAAGUAUCAAUAUCGAUGAAAUCAUCGCACAGUUUUAUUACAACGACGAUCUGCAAUAUACCUACAAGUAUGCCGAUUUGUUUACUCCGGAACAUAUAACACUAGCACACAUUUUCAAUCAGAUGUCACUUCUGUACACUCAAGUCAGUUGGAUAAACCCACAAAGGGGAUCGAGCCUCGACUUGGAUGAUCUCGGUAACCUUUAUAACACUCACCAAUGGCCUUUCUUUAUGGUUAAACACAUGCAUUACCAUUUUUGGGUCGUGCAAAUCACCCACACCAGUGUCAUGUAUCAUUUGUGGGUUCAUUUAAAACACUGCAAAUUUAUAAUCAAACGACAUCUCAAAUAUGGUAUUUUACCAAAAGUAACAUCAUCGGUAGAUAGUCCUGAAAGUAGCUCAUCUCAAAAUUAUUGGCCAUUGAUUGCCGAUCCGUUAAAGAAAGCUGUGGAAUUUUUCAAUAUCGAUGACAAUUUAACAUUAGAGAUAAUGAACACGAUUUCUAGGGAUGGUACAGUUAUUACUCGUAGUGAUUUGAAUUUUUUUGAACAAUCAGUGAGACGUGUUCUUUUGGAAAGUUUCGAAGCACUAGGCGUAAGAAAGGCCAAAAGUAUUCUGACUGUUUCUAACCCGGGAAGAAAAAAUACAGAGCGGUCAAUUGAAAAAAACAUCGAAGCGUUUAAAAAAUACACUAGUGAUAUUGAAAAAGCUCUAUAUCCAAUCGACAAUUUGUUUUUUAUUAAAUUUAUUUCCAGAAGAAUUUUAGAAAACAAUGAAAUGAGCAUUUCACCUUACUAUAAAACAUACAAAAGUAGUGUAAAAAAAUUUUUUGGUAUUUCAUUAUCACGUUCUUAUUUAUAA